UAGAGAUGUUAAUAAGGAGAAACUUAAAUUUUGAUAUCGUAGAUAUUCGUAAAAAAGUAAAAAAAUAAAUGUUAUCAAUAUUUAUUUAAAUAUUUAAUAACAGGAAUAAUUAGAAAGAUUUACCAUCUGUAAAUUAAUAUUAUAGAUAUAGACAUAUAGAUACAUACAUAUAAGUAUAUUUGGCAAUAGGGCCAUUUUGCCCCAAACUCCUCACCAGUUGGUGGCGGUAAUGCACACCGGAAAGCUGUUUGCCAACCGCCAAUAAACACAAGAAGAAGAAGAAGAAGAAGAAGAAGAAGAAGAAGAAGAAGAAGAAGAAACCGGAAGCCGACGGCCGUUAUAAGGUGAAGGACUACACCUCUCGUUUCAUUCUCUACAGCGACAACAUUCUGAGCAUUAAGGAUUAUCCAGCCUUGAGCAUAAGAAGAAUCAGCAUUUCUGAAGGUUCUUCAAAGAACGUGGAACAAUUGUAAAGAUGCCUCGCGGCAAAGGUUUUCGCCGUACACAAGCCUUUAAAAGGAAGAUGGAAGACCCCAAACCACUGGAUGUCGAAAUCAAAGUUCAAGAAGGCACGUUUGUGGCUUGUCAAGGAACAGGAACGCAGCAUAGAAGUAGACCUUGGCCGACCUCUUCUGCCAACAAUACCUGCAAACUGGUCAUUCCACCAGAAUCAAAAGACAAGAAAUUUGUCUUUCUUAUCGGAGACUCUCAUCUAAGGGCUAUUGUGGAUGGAUUUGCUCCUAUUAAAGAAGAGAGUCUUUAUUUUGGAUUCUUGGCUGUUUCUGGAGGAGCAGCGUUGGACCUGAGAACCGAAAUCUUGAAUGCUGUGAUACCACGAAUACCUGAUUUAGUCUGUUUGUUAGCUCCAAGCAACACUUUGAAGAGAAGCACCGUUGUCAGUGAAGCUGGGAAACAGUUCCUAGCUCCUAACAACUGUUUGCACACUUUUUCCGAAGGUGUCUCAUACAAAUCAGUUGCUGAGCUGUUUCCAAUGAGAAAACUGCACCUGUGGAGCAGAGAUGGGGUACACCUAAGUGACGAUGAUGGGAUGAAAAUCCUAAAUAAAGCAAUAUAUGAGGCCUCACAUGAGCAGAUUCACAAGCCAACUGCAGAGACGGAGGUGAUGCCCACCAUGUCAUGCUCUCCUCCAAAGAUGCUUGAGCAGGUUCCCAAGCCAACUGCUGAAAAAGUCUCAAAGUUGCUUUGUACACCUGAGGUUCCAGUUGUGGCCCCACAAGAUCCCUUUGAAUGGAACAUUGUCGGAUCUCACAAUAAGACCUUUCCAACUUCAAGUAAACAAGAAAGCUGUACUUCGCCAAAGAGAGUACUCCAUUUAAAGGUGGAAGAACAAAUGGACUUUUCUGUGGAGCUCAAUCCAAAGUGGUUUGAUGGUGAAAUGCUGGAAAUAUUGGGGGAUGGCAACACACCAACUUUUGGAGAUGCUUCUAUUGCGCCAUUUCAAAAAACUAAGGUAAUACUGAUGGGGAAUGGUGUUUUGUUAAUAUGUGCAAUGUGUUAAUAUGUAUAAUUUUGAUCCCAAACAUUUUUGGCACUGUCUUUAAAUGAAUUGGCUAUUAAAAUUUGAAGGAAUGCCAUGUAUUAAAGUAUAAAUUAUUGACAAGACUUUUAAUCAUUUAGAACAAGGAAUAUAACAAAGUAAAUC
Messenger RNA from Fundulus heteroclitus (mummichog), 1663 nucleotides. RefSeq lists its product as uncharacterized. The coding region runs from base 476 to 1519 and encodes 347 amino acids. Lineage: Eukaryota; Metazoa; Chordata; Actinopteri; Cyprinodontiformes; Fundulidae. The record is from RefSeq and is a predicted model, not a curated record. The transcript has 8 exons.